Messenger RNA from Mya arenaria, 4610 nucleotides. Its product is annotated as G1/S-specific cyclin-D2-like. Gene Ontology annotation, cellular component: nucleus; cyclin-dependent protein kinase holoenzyme complex; cytoplasm. The record is from RefSeq and is a predicted model, not a curated record. The coding region runs from base 154 to 1065 and encodes 303 amino acids. Gene Ontology annotation, molecular function: cyclin-dependent protein serine/threonine kinase regulator activity. Gene Ontology annotation, biological process: mitotic cell cycle phase transition; regulation of cyclin-dependent protein serine/threonine kinase activity; positive regulation of G1/S transition of mitotic cell cycle. Lineage: Eukaryota; Metazoa; Mollusca; Bivalvia; Myida; Myidae. The transcript has 5 exons.
CUUCAUAGUGAGAAGACGUGUACUUUUGAAUCAGUCUUGAAUGUUAAACCGGCCAAACAACACGUAUCUUUGGACUUAAAUUAUUUAUUUUGUGUGAUUUGUUCUUAUUUAUUAACAUUAUUUAAGUGGAUUACUUUGUGCAUUAAAACAGUCAUGGAUUUGAUGUGUAUUGAGACUGACGCUCCGAGGAGGGCUUACGAAGAUCCUGUUCUAAUACAAGACAGUCGUGUUUUGCAGAAUUUGCUAGCACUGGAAGACAGAUACCAACCAAAUCCAAAUUAUUUUAAAUGUGUUCAGACAGACAUUAAAAGAUACAUGCGAAAGAUGGUCGCCCAAUGGAUGUUAGAGGUUUGCGACGAACAGAGGUGUGAAGAAGAGGUGUUUCCAUUAUCAAUGAACUAUUUGGAUAGAUUUCUCUCAGUGUGUGAUACAUCAAGAACUAGACUUCAACUGCUUGGUGCAGCGUGCAUGUUUAUAGCAUCAAAAUUAAAAGAGACAUGUCCAAUAGCAGCGGAAAAACUUGUGAUAUAUACGGACCAUUCAAUAUCAUUUUCAAUGUUAAUGGAUAUGGAAUCAUUACUGUUAAGCAAAUUAAAGUGGGACCUUUCUGCAGUGACACCACAUGACUUUUUAGAACAAAUAUUAAGUAGACUUUCCUUAGAUAGACAUGAUAUGGACGUGAUUAAAAAACAUGCUCAGACGUUUGUGGCUUUAUGUGCAACAGACUGCAAGUUCAUGAUGUAUCCACCAUCUAUGAUCGCAGCUGGCAGUGUAGGGGCCGCAAUCCAUGGGUUGAGUAACGUCCAACAUCUUGACCUGAAGCUGCUGCAAAAACUGCACGAAAUCACAGGCAUUGAAUUGGACUGUCUUCGUGGUUGCCAAGAACAAAUAGAACAGACUCUAGCAGUGAAUUUGUCUACGAUGGCGCCCUCAAGUUCGGGGCUCGAGGAGACCUCGGCAUCAAAACUGGACCACACAAGCUCACUCACACAUACACCCCAACAUGAACAUUUGAAAGAACAGCCAACAACGCCCACUGAUGUUCAGGAUAUUCAUUUCGACUAGUGAUAGACUUUCUUACAACGAAAACACAAAAGUUGAAUAUAUAUAUUUUUUAUUUUAGUGAUAGUUACAAAUAUUUUUUACAAGUUUAUGCAUUUAGUGAUACUUACACGAGUGUCCGGAUGCUUGUUAUGGUGGAAAGAUUGUAACUCUCCUCGCUUAGUGCGCAAACCGUCUUGCAAAUGGACUUUGUCAACUGUUUAUAUGGUAUAUUUUAUGAUAUCAUCAAAAUGUACAGAACUGCCUAAUCUUAUACAAUUGUUAAAUCAUUCAUUACAAUAGAGACAGUGCCUUUAAUCACACAUGUUUAUAUAAUUCAAGCGAAAGACUGCCAGUCAUAAAGAAGCUCAUUAUAGGGACCAACCAUUUCGAGGACCAAGUUUUCUCUUUUUUCAAAUAACGCUCAAUUUUAUUCCUCAUUAUAUUUUGAUAACAUCUAAAUCAAGUCACUCCUUGUAUACACUAAUUGUUGCUAAGUUUCCAUACUUACCAUACCAUGUAUGAAAUGCAUGUAAAACAAGAUUCAUUAAUUAAUUUCGUGGUAUUCCUUCUCAGAAUAACUUCUUAUUCAAUCUUCAUUCUUUUUACAAAGUAGUAGAAUCUCAAUAAUUUCUUGUUUUUAAUCAGAUCUGGUUCAAAAGAUUUGACAGUUAGUACAACGAAGACAUAUAAGUGUUAAUAUAUCCUGUUCAGUGUUAAUUGUUUAAACGUUUUGAUAUGUUCAUAGUUACAUUGUUUAUGUAUAUUUUGCAUACAGUAUAUGUCUGUUGUGUAAUGAAAUACGCACAUAUAACAUAAAAAUAUCAAAGAAAAAAAUAUCAAAAAUCCACCAAAAAAAUCCUAAAAAUACAACCAUUUAGCCUUUAAAUAUAGACAUAGUUCUUUAACAUUGACGACAUCUUGUAAUGUUCUGAAAGGGACUAUCUGCUAAAAGUUUAAAACAACAAGUUAACCUUUGGAAAUGACAUUGAACAAUUUUGAAAAAGACUUUAAACAAAAUGUGUAUAUAUCUAUCCUAAAUAUGUGAUAUUUUCCUCAUUAUUCAUUACCAUGGUUUCACACUAAUUCAUUUACCAUGGUUUCACACUAAUUCAUUUACCAUUGUUUCUCACUAAUUCAUUUACUGAUCAAAGAUGGUCACUUACGCAUCCAAAGUCAUAUUUACAUAUCCAUGUUUUGAUUGACCCAGUUACUCCCCACUGUCCACAUUUGGACCAGACUUUCAUACUUUCAUUAUCAUGACCUUUUCAUCCCAUGCUUCAUGCAGCCAGCUAUACAUGUGUUGACCAUUAUACUAAUGGUUGCUAGUUGUGUAGGCGAGACAUUAGUGCUAUGUACAGACACACCAUCAUACUAUGUUACAGUUAUGUCAUAUCCCACUGUUAAAUCAUUAAGAUUGUGUUUUUCUCAUUGUUUUAUUGUUCUUUUUUGUGAUAACACUGAGGUCACACUUUAUUUAUUUAUAACUUCUAAGGCCUAGCCUUGCAGCGAAGUUGCCUGGAUAUGGAACAAUACAUAUAUUAACGAAUCAUGACUUCAAAAUUCUGUAACUGCUUCAUUCUUUUAACUCCCAAAUCUUGUGUACAUAACUCACUGCCUAACUACAUUUGUCAUUGGCCUUUCAUAAUAGCUCCCUCAUCUCUAAAAAACUGCAUAAGGAGUAUAUAUUUAUAUAUAUAGGUAUUUUCCAUUGAUGGGCAAUUUAAGAAUGUCAAAGUCACUGUUAGCUGUACUUAAAGAUAACUGGACGUGUGUCCAGUGUUAAAAGUGUACAUUAUGACCAAUGGUCAUUUUCUUGGUAACAUCGUACAAACAGACUGGCAGUGUACUUUGCAUUCGUGCAUUAAAACAUGUGUUCAAACAUUAAUUUAUUUUUGCGAAUUUGUCAUGAAUUUGUCUUGAAUCAAAUGCAUUUGAAUGGUCAAUUUUUGACCUGGAUAAUAUAUUUUUAUCGAGAAAAAAUGAAUGUUAAUUUUUAAAUUUUAACAUAGUGCCAUUCAGUGGGUAUGUUAAGAAUUGAUGUUAAAUGUGAUAUAAGUAUAAAUAGAACUCUAUAAAUAGUAUCUUCUAUUUAUAAGCCAAGGAAAUGCAUUUUUUUUCCGAAAAUGCUUCUUUUUGGUAUUUUUAUAUGUCGUGGUAAAAUUCGGCUACCUCUUUGAAAAUGGAAUCCCAAUUUUUCGUUUAUGUUUAGUACGUGUAAUAUGAGCUAGAUUAUUUGGCGGUGACCAGUCCAUUACGCACGUGCAUGUGACACGUGGUGAAACCGGGCCCGCUAAAUGUUCAUGUCCCGUCAGAGUAGCUCAACGCUUAAAGAAACUUUGCGUGAAGACUACCUCAAAGCUAGCUUUCAGCUAUUACAACUACAUGUAGUAUUUUCUAGGCAAAUUGCAGACUUGUCUAAACUGUUUGACUUUGAAGGAACUCGUGUAAUGAAUACAGCGAGUUCCUGUCGCAUUUUGGCUGUGUUUAGGAACAUGCAUCGAGGACUCGGCCUGGCUCGCUAUGGCUUGUUUUCAUCAUGGGGUUUCAAAGGCGAUGCAUUAAAUUUACUCAAAGAUCGUCCCAAACAAGUAUGAUGCCUUCAAAUUAACAAAAGUCGAAACAAAUUUUCGUAGUCUUUCAACAGGUCUGGGGUUUUUAAGUAUUUUUGUACUGUGAUAAUUAUUUUUCUGAUUUUGUUUCCUUUGAAUAUUCUGUAAGAGCAGUAAGUGUAAUGGUAUAAAGAGCAAAUGACAAGAUGAUGUGAAUGUUUAAUUUGGUUAAGAUUAAUUUGCUAAAACAGCGUUUUACUGGAACAGCAAUCUUGAUAAAAUCACGAUUUUUUAGAAUCCGUGAAUAUGGGUGUAAUUGUUAGUAGAAGUUUUAGCAAGUUCAAUCCCUUGUUUAGUCUUAGAACUUUCAGGAAUGUUGAGCAAUAGACUUGUGAGCGCCUUUGUCGUCUGCUAAUGUGAUAAUUAUAUUUUUGAGCAGAGACAGGGGAGUGAAUGGGAUGGAGAUUUUCCGGGAAAACUGAGACCAAUGAAAUUAUUUAACUGUGAGAAUGAACGACACAAUUUAUUUAAGACUUGUACAGGUGUAAUGAUAUCUGAGCGGGGUAUACAUGAGUAUUUUUUAUAUUUAGUAAUUAGACGUAUUUGUAUAAAGGUAAAAGUUUAAACUUGAACUUGUAUGUCUCAAUGUCUUUAUAGUGUUUGCUAUUGUUUCUUAUUCCAAAUUCGAAGUUCAAAGUUCCUGUUAUGUUCUUGAAUACUGUAUGAUCAUGUUUGUCAACACUUGAUGGACCAAUGGAAGACCACUUUCGGUCAGCCAGAUUUACUGGCAACAAGGGGACAUGUUUGGCUUCUAUGCGUACAAGCGGUCCUGUUUUGUUUGACUUUUGUUGACUGUUACACAGUUUGCAGUUCUUUCGAUUUUUCGAGUUUUGCUGUUUUUUACCGCCGAAGGUUUACUAUGCACAUUAAAAAAUAAUCAUGUUACUAUUUGAAAAUUGUGAGUUGAUGUCAACUUCUAAAUGCCUUAUUGAAGCAAUAAAAAAUAUCUUGAUAAAA